GUGACCGUUCCCGUUCUAACCACAACAAGAGGGAGCCGUGGGGUCAAUCCCAGAGUUCCCCCAGUGUGGGACCCACCCCGCCACGGGCCGUUCCCACCCCCCCUCUCCCUCUCCCCGCAGGGCAAGGCCGACUUCAUGGGCAGCACGUUCGCCAAGCCGGUGGUGAAGAUGUCGGAGGAGCUGUACGGGCCCCCCCGCUUCCCCCCCCAGCUCGGGUCCUACCAGAUCUACCGCGGAAACGCCACGCCCGGGGACCUGCUGGCGGCAUUCGAGCUGCUCCAGAUCGGCCCCGGGGGCAAGUCCGACCUGCCCCCCAUCGACGGCCCCACGGACGUGGAGCGGGGCCCGAUCCUGCCGGUGCCGCUGGGGAUCCGCCCGGUGCUGAGCAGAUACAGGGUGGAGGUGCUGUUCUGGGGCCUGCGGGACCUGAAGCGGGUGAACCUGGCCCAGGUGGACCGGCCGCGCGUGGACAUCGAGUGCGCGGGGCGGGGGGUCCAGUCCGCCCUCAUCCCCAACUACCGCAAGAACCCCAACUUCGGCACCCUCGUCAAGUGGUUCGAGGUGGUGAGAUCCCGGGGGCCCCCGGCCGUGACGCGCCGCUCUGUCCCCGCAGGGGAGGUGGUGGUCAGCGUGGAGCCCGAGGUUCCCAUCAGGAAGAUGGAGACGGUGGUGAAGCUGGAAGCUAAUUCCGACGCGGUGGUGAAGGUGGACGUGAGCGAGGAGGAGAAGGAGAAGAAGAAGAAGAAGAAGAAAGGAGGAGGAGGAGGAGGGGAGGAGGCGGAGGAGGAGGAGCCCGACGAGAGCAUGUUGGACUGGUGGUCCAAGUAUUUUGCUUCCAUCGAGACCAUGAAGGAGCAACUCCGGCAGCAGGAAGCGGCCGUGGCAGAAGCGGAGGAGAAGGAAGAGCUGGAGCUUGGAGAGGGCUCCAAGGCCCAGGCCAGGCACAAGGACAAGGCCAAGGCGCCCAAGGAGGACAAGAAGAAGAAGCAGCAGCAGGCGGCCCCCGAGCUCCCGGAGAAGAAGAACAAGCAGAAGGUUGACGAGCUGAAGGUCUUCAACAGAGAGCUGGAGUCGGAGUUCGACAACUUCGAGGACUGGCUGCACACCUUCAACCUGCUCCGGGGCAAGAUCGGGGACAACGACGACACGGCCACGGAGGAGGAGCGGAUCGUGGGCAGGUUCAAGGGCUCCCUGUGCGUCUACAAGGUGCCGCUGCCCGAGGACGUGAGCAGGGAGGCGGGACACGACCCCACCCUCGGGAUGUUCCAGGGCAUCCCCAGCAACGACCCCGUCAACGUCCUGGUCCGGGUCUACAUCGUCAGGGCCACGGACCUUCACCCCGCCGACAUCAACGGCAAGGCCGACCCCUACAUCGCCAUCCGCCUGGGCAAGACGGACAUCAGGGACAAGGAGAACUACAUCUCCAAGCAGCUCAACCCCGUCUUUGGGAAGUGAGUUUGGCCCUGCCCUG
Molecule: messenger RNA, 1471 nt
Organism: Pipra filicauda (Wire-tailed manakin)
Lineage: Eukaryota; Metazoa; Chordata; Aves; Passeriformes; Pipridae
Product: otoferlin-like
Exons: 11
Coding region: 136-1455 (439 amino acids)
Biological process (GO): plasma membrane organization; synaptic vesicle priming
Cellular component (GO): synaptic vesicle membrane; presynaptic active zone membrane
Molecular function (GO): calcium ion binding; AP-2 adaptor complex binding
Source: RefSeq, a predicted model, not a curated record